GGAGGAGGAGGGGGAGAGAUGGCGGCCUGGGCGCGGGCGGUGCGGGGGCUGCUGCUGGAUGUCAGCGGGGUCCUCUACGACAGCGGCGGCGACGGCGGGGUGCCCAUCGCCGGUUCGGUGGAGGCGGGGCGCAGGAUCAAAGCAUCUGGUCUGAAGCUGCGGUUCUGCACGAACGAAACCCAAGCCACCCGGGAGAAGUUUGUGAAGAAGCUCCAGGGCAUGGGCUUUGACAUCUCCGUGGCCGAAGUGACCGCCCCAGCCCCAGCAGCCUGCCGCAUCCUGAAGGAGCGUGGCCUGAGGCCACACUUGCUCGUGCACGACGAUCUUGUCCCUGAAUUUGCUGAGAUUGAUAAAGCAAACCCGAACUGCGUGGUUAUCGGAGAUGCAGCAGAAAACUUCACCUAUGCAAACCUUAAUGAAGCUUUCCGAGUCCUGAUUGGGAUGGAGAAGCCUGUUUUGAUCUCCCUGGGCAGAGGACGCUACUAUAAAGAAACCGAUGGUCUGAAACUUGAUGUUGGAGCAUAUAUGAAGGCAUUAGAGUACGCUUGUGAUGUCCAAGCUGAAGUAGUGGGAAAGCCAUCAAAAGCGUUUUUUGAGUCAGCCUUAGCAGAAAUGGGAGUCCCACCACAAGAGGCCAUCAUGAUCGGGGACGAUAUUGUGAACGACGUCGGCGGCGCCCAGCGCUGCGGGAUGAGAGCUCUGCAGGUGCGGACGGGGAAGUACAGGCCUUGCGAUGAAAACCACCCCCACGUGAAGCCUGAUGCCUACGUGAACAACCUCGCCGAAGCGGUUGACAUCAUCCUCCAGCAGCUGUAAGAAUGAUGGAGCCGUGGGCUACGGGGAGGAAGGAGGAAGAGGAGGCCUCCCGUGCAGCCCCUCCAUCCUCACCCACCUCCAUCUGACACUAAGGGACCCAGACCCAGCCUUGCCUGGGGUGGUGAGCAUCCACAAGCCUAAAUAUUUCACUUAACGGUACUAAAACGAUCUACUGACCUCGUCAAAGGGAAGAGCGAACCUUCUGUCCUCCAGCACGUCUUGAACGUCGUCCCCUCGGUGCCGUGGCCCUGCCAGCACAGCUGAAACCAGCUCUCCCAGGAUGGCCAUGUUCUUCCCUGGACUGUCUGCCCGAGGAGGGUGCUGAGGGGCCUCUGCCUCCCCCCAGGUGAUGCUGGGGGGUGUCUGUACCCCCUUUAACUCUUUGCUCACCCCAGGGACCCAGCCCUGGGUGGGAAACGGGGCACCCGGCACCCCUUCAUGGACUGGCUUUGCUCUUUAACUCGCCCUUUCUGUGCCUUUUGGGGUGGCUGAGAUGGGGUGGGAGAUGUCCUUGAGGGGUGAUGGAGGCCACCAAGCCCCGGGAGCCUGCUCUGCAGGGUCCCCUGUGUGCCUGUGGCCAUGGGUGGCAGGAAAACCCUGGGGAGGGGGAGAAACCCCUGUGCCCUUGGCAAACUGCUAAUCCAGUAAUUCCGUGGCACAUUAGGGAAUAACCAUGGCAUCAUGUUGGGAAUAAACCCCAUCUGGUAGAUCCA
Molecule: messenger RNA, 1529 nt
Organism: Calidris pugnax (ruff)
Lineage: Eukaryota; Metazoa; Chordata; Aves; Charadriiformes; Scolopacidae
Gene: LHPP
Product: phospholysine phosphohistidine inorganic pyrophosphate phosphatase
Exons: 7
Coding region: 19-816 (265 amino acids)
Biological process (GO): dephosphorylation
Cellular component (GO): cytosol
Molecular function (GO): inorganic diphosphate phosphatase activity; phosphatase activity
Source: RefSeq, a predicted model, not a curated record